Molecule: messenger RNA, 570 nt
Organism: Monoraphidium neglectum
Lineage: Eukaryota; Viridiplantae; Chlorophyta; Chlorophyceae; Sphaeropleales; Selenastraceae
Product: microfibrillar-associated protein 1
Exons: 6
Coding region: 1-570 (189 amino acids)
Biological process (GO): mRNA splicing, via spliceosome
Cellular component (GO): U2-type spliceosomal complex
Molecular function (GO): RNA binding
Source: RefSeq, a predicted model, not a curated record
AUGCCCGUGACACAGAGGGAACUCGAGUCGCGGCAGCUGGUGGUGGCCGCCAUCGCCGCGGAGGAGGCGGAGCGGCGCGCGGCAGCGGCGGGCGCGGCGGGGCCGGCGGAGGAGGGGGACAUUGACACCGACGAUGACGAGGCCGACACGGCCUUUGAUGAGUGGAAGGGCCGCGAGAUGGGGCGCAUAGCGCGCGACAGGGGGGAGAGGGAGGCGGCGGAGGCGGAGGUGCGGGAGAGGGAGCGGCUGAAGAAUAUGACAGAGGAGGAGCGCGCUGCCUGGGAGAGGGCAAACCCCAAGGCCGACCGCCCCAAGGAGAAGGCCAAGUGGGGGUUCAUGCAGAAGUACUGGCACAAGGGCGCCUUCUUCCAGGAGACUGCUGACGAUGCGCGCGGCACGACGGGCGGGUUUGAGAUCCUCCAGAGGGACUACAGCGCACCCACAGCGGCGGCCGUGCGGCCCGGGGGUAGGGGCCUGCGCGACGCCGAAGCGCGUGACCAACGGGGUGCUGAGCGGGGCUCGAGGGGCACGCGGCGUCCUGGAUGGGCUGGUCGGUCCGGCGGAGCCUGA